Messenger RNA from Annulohypoxylon truncatum, 804 nucleotides. Its product is annotated as adenylate kinase cytosolic. The record is from RefSeq and is a predicted model, not a curated record. Gene Ontology annotation, cellular component: cytoplasm; mitochondrion. NCBI's taxonomy places the organism in Eukaryota, Fungi, Ascomycota, Sordariomycetes, Xylariales, Hypoxylaceae. Gene Ontology annotation, molecular function: AMP kinase activity; ATP binding. Bases 1 to 804 code for a protein of 267 amino acids. Gene Ontology annotation, biological process: ADP biosynthetic process. The transcript is spliced from 4 exons.
AUGGGUGUAAUCGACGAUGAGAUGAAGCGAUUGCAGGACGUCGUGUCCGGAUUGGAGGAGCGUGUAAGGCGCUUGGAACAGCGACAGGCUGGCGGUAUAUCUACUGAGAGCGUGCGCAUGAUUCUCAUGGGUCCUCCUGGAGCUGGAAAGGGAACGCAAGCGCCAAAGAUAAAAGAAAAAUUCGCCUGCUGCCAUCUUGCCACUGGUGAUAUGCUCCGAUCCCAAGUUGCCAAGAAGACCCCUCUUGGACGAGAAGCCAAGAAGAUCAUGGACGCUGGUGGUUUGGUCAGCGACGAGAUCGUCAUUGGCAUGAUCAAGGAGGAACUCGAGAACAACAAGGAAUGCAAGGGCGGCUUCAUCCUUGAUGGUUUCCCUCGUACCGUCGCUCAAGCUGAGUCGCUCGACAAGAUGCUGUCGGAUAAGAACCAGAAGCUACAGCAUGCUGUCGAGUUACAAAUUGACGACGCUCUUCUGGUUGCGCGUAUCACCGGUCGCUUAAUUCACCCUGCCUCCGGCCGAAGCUACCACAGCACAUUUAACCCCCCUAAAGUCCCCAUGAAGGACGACAUUACUGGCGAGCCUCUGAUCCAGCGAUCCGAUGACAAUGCCGAAGCACUGAAGAAGCGCCUGGUUACCUACCACAACCAGACUACUCCGGUCGUCGGAUACUAUAAGAACACCGGCAUCUGGAAAGGUAUCGAUGCUAGCCAAGAACCUGGCCAGGUCUGGAAUAGUUUAUUGAGGAUCUUCGACGACAAGAAGCCUAAGAGCGGUGGUAUUCUCAGCAAAUUAACUGGCCAAUAA